Molecule: messenger RNA, 2490 nt
Organism: Populus trichocarpa (black cottonwood)
Lineage: Eukaryota; Viridiplantae; Streptophyta; Magnoliopsida; Malpighiales; Salicaceae
Product: LEAF RUST 10 DISEASE-RESISTANCE LOCUS RECEPTOR-LIKE PROTEIN KINASE-like 1.3
Exons: 4
Coding region: 221-2257 (678 amino acids)
Biological process (GO): protein phosphorylation
Molecular function (GO): protein kinase activity; ATP binding; polysaccharide binding
Source: RefSeq, a predicted model, not a curated record
UAACCUUCUUCCAAUAAAAAGAAAAUUAGUCAGCUAAGCAUUCAAUAUUCUCAAGUAUUGCAUCAGCAUCUAUCACUUCCUGAUGCAUUUAUUUUCCUGAAAUUGAUGCUUUAUCGUGGAGUAACUCGUUUCUCUGUCCUCUGAACUUUCCCUGAAGCAACCAGGCUCACUUUACUAACACACAAUUCCAUCUCUCCUAUACUACUUCCUCUUCGCCAGAAUGAAUUCCUUGGUUUUUUCGUUAUCUUCUUUUCUUUCAGUUUCUGUUAUUGUAUUGUUGCUAUUCAUUCGAAUUCCUUUAUCACUAAGCAACAACGACCUGUUCAGUGACUGUAGUAAUCAGUUUGUGUGUGGCAAUAUUACCGCAGACUUUCCCUUCUGGGGAAGUGCCAGACCUUCUUCCUGUGGCAUUCCUGAAUUGGAACUCAAGUGUGAGAAUAAUAUCACCAAGAUGAAUAUUAACGAGGUUAGAUACCGUGUUUUGGACAUAAAACAAGAUACUGAAAUUCUCAGGAUUGCAAGAGAGGACAGCUUGGUUGGAUUGUGUCCGCCUCAAUUUGUGAACAGCACGUUCGAUCCGAUGAUGUUUGAGUCUGUUACUGGUUACAUGAACUUUACUUUUGUUUAUGGUUGUCUGCCUUUUGAUUUAGAUGGCCCUGCACUAUUCACUUGCAGAAUCAAUGGGGUUAAUUAUCAAAGUGGUUUUGUGCUACCAAAAGCUAGUGGUCCUGGGGCUUGUUACAGUAGUGUCUUUUUUCCAGCUCCUGUAAUAGCUUUGCCAUCAAUUCUGGAUGUGCCAGCUUUGAAACAAUACUUGAAAAAAGGUUUUGAGAUAAGAUGGAAGGUUGAUAGCACAGCAUGUAGAGAGUGCUUAAGGUCUGCAGGAGUUUGUGGUUAUGACAGUACUUCUAAUGAAACAACUUGUUACUGGCCAAAUCAAUCUAAAGGAUCAAAUACAUAUGCUCCAACCAGUUCAACACCCACUGCUGCUCCUGUUUCAGAGGAGACCUCUAACCCAGAUUCACUUAAAAUAGGACUUAGCAUAGCAGGUACUGUUGUUGGUGUCUUUUUGGGAUGCUGGAUCAUGACCAUUAUACAACUGAAGAGAAGAAAAGCUGCCCUACUGAAAAGCAAAGACCUUCCUAUAGCAGCUACUCCUUCAAGCAAAGGCCUUGCUACUUCAACUAACCUCUCUCAAACCACCCCUUCUCUUACCCCCUCAAAGUCUGACAUUGAUAAGGGCAGUACCUACUUUGGAGUGCGGGUGUUCAGCUACAAUGAACUUGAGGAAGCCACUAAUUGUUUUGAUUCUUCAAAAGAACUUGGAGAUGGAGGGUUUGGCACUGUUUACUAUGGAGUACUCAGGGAUGGGCGUGUGGUUGCUGUCAAGCGCCUAUAUGAGAGCAACAUGAGACGUGCUGAGCAGUUUAUGAAUGAAAUUGAGAUCCUAGCUCAUUUGCGGCACAAGAACCUGGUGGAACUCUAUGGAUGCACCUCAAGGCAUAGCCGAGAGCUUCUACUUGUUUAUGAAUACAUUCCUAAUGGAACUGUCGCUGAUCAUCUUCAUGGAAGACAGUCGAACUCUGGUUUGCUCACUUGGCCUGUUCGGUUGAGCAUUGCUAUAGAGACAGCCAGUGCACUUGCAUACCUCCACGCUUCAGAUGUCAUACACCGUGAUGUCAAAACCAAUAACAUUCUCCUAGACAACGACUUCCAUGUGAAAGUGGCUGAUUUUGGUUUGUCGAGAUUGUUCCCAACUGAUGUUACUCAUGUAUCGACUGCUCCACAAGGAACGCCUGGAUAUGUUGAUCCGGAGUAUUAUCAAUGCUACCAACUGACGGACAAGAGCGACGUUUACAGCUUUGGUGUGGUCUUGAUUGAGCUGAUAUCAGCUUUAGAAGCAGUGGACACCAAUAGGCAUCGGCAUGAUAUUAAUUUGUCCAUCAUGGCAGUGAAAAAAAUCCAAAACCAUGCUUUAAAUGAGUUGGUUGAUCCAUUUCUUGGAUUUGACAAGGAUUUCGUGGUGAGGAAGAUGGUAACAUCAGUUGCAGAAUUAGCUUUCCGGUGUUUGCAACAACAGAGGGAAAUGAGGCCUACUAUGGAGGAAGUGUUGGAGAUCCUGAGGAGAAUUGAGAAAGAAAAUUACGGAGCAGAAAAGGCAGAUGUAUUGGAUAUUCGUGAGGAUGAUGUUGGUCUAUUGAAGCAUCCUCCUCCUCCACUUCAACUAUCACCAGAUUCUAUGAGUGAUCAAUUUUGAGCAAGCAGUUCUUCAACUACAACACCGCAUUCCUACUAGUUGUAGAGAUAUCCUUAUCCUUUGUGCUUAAAAUAUGUGAGUAGAAAUUUCAAGUGUUGUACAAUCAAUGAGAUUGAGUUUUACUUUCUUCUCUUGGUUGGUAUUGUUAUGAUGAAAUAAUCGCAUGAUUGAUAUGCUUGUGGACUGACAUAGAACUUAUAUAUUAUGCGGGAAUUCGUGAUUUUCUAUCAGAA